AUGGAUCCACCCCUUACCCGCGCAGACAGAGCAUCGCUCACGCACCCCGCCCCACUGACCCCAGGCAUCCUAUCCUUCACAACGCAGCACCAUCUCCCCGCCCUCUACACACUGCCACCGCCCACCAUACUCCUCCCGCCUUCGGCCCAAAACACCCUGCUGAACAGCACGCCCACUGCCGCUGCACACCUCAUCCGCAGCCUGCCCCCAACCUGGACCCACCUCGCCAUGCCACUCCAGCACAAAGCCGAUCGCAGAUGGAGCGUGCUGCUCAUCCACCGCCAGCCCAACACACACACCUUCUUGGGCAUGCUCUACGACACGCGCAUCGCCUUCAUGCACCCGGAGACCGGCCAGCAGUGCGAAACGGGCUGGAAUUCGUCGCUGGCUGCCGCCGUCAGCCGGCGCAUACUUAGGCACGCAGAUGGCAACAAAGGCCAGACCAUCGACUAUAACAUCUGCUCCGGUGUGCCGCAGGUUCAUGCGUCAGAGAGUGGCGUUGUGGCUUGUGUUGUGUUGCGCGGCAUCGCCGAGACACUCAGCACAGCGCCUAGACAGGGGGAUUUGGAUUCGGCCCUCUUUGUGUUUGACGAGCAGUUUGUGAAGAGUAGGUUGGUAGAGGAGAGGGACAAGUUGAAGAGAGCUGUUCACGAGGUUGCGAGCGAAUCGUUGCUUGUGCUUGUGCUGUGUGCUGCGGGCGUAGCAGUCGGGGUUGGGGCGCUGCCUGUGCUGCAGACGCUGCUUUGGGGGUGGUAA
Molecule: messenger RNA, 756 nt
Organism: Dothidotthia symphoricarpi CBS 119687
Lineage: Eukaryota; Fungi; Ascomycota; Dothideomycetes; Pleosporales; Dothidotthiaceae
Exons: 2
Coding region: 1-756 (251 amino acids)
Source: RefSeq, a predicted model, not a curated record